UUAAGAGUAUAUUAGGCAACUCCGAAUAUGGUUAGUUUAGGAUUGAUUGUAAUCCCGGGAUAACCUUCCUUAUCUCUAGGAGAGGCUACUUGCCCUCCAAGCCAUAUACUCCUACAUAUUCGCCCUAGAGGCUCAAUGCAAUACAUACCACGCAUUAUACCCAAUCUUACAAGAAUAUUAGGCUGAAAAUACAGAUAUUUUUUUCUUUUUUUGAAGAGGAACCACGGUAGGAAAGAAGCUGGCCUGAACAUUAUGUUGAUGCGAAGUUGUGUCAUGCAUAGUUUGUGAGGAUAGGGCAGAGUGAGAGUUAUUUACAUGAAAAAAUGCAGAUCUAUAUUAUCAAACACGGGGAAAGAUGUGUUGUUAAGGAAAAUUGACCUGCAAGUAGGAACUAGUCUGUGGUGUGAAACCCACUUUGAGAAAAAGGGCCUAUAUUGGCUGAUACUUGAUAGUAAAUGGUUGAAGCAUACUAUGAUAGUUGAUCAAGUAAUUAGCAGUCAUCUAAAUAUGACCUGUUAGACCAAAGGUACCAGUGCUGUAUUCACAAGGAAAGCUGUCUUUUUUUGAAAAAAAAAAUCUAAUGUGAGGCUAUCUUCUGUAUGUUAGGUUCUUUUAGUAGUGUUAGAUGUCUGCCAGCAAAGCACGUAUCAUUGCUGUUGUAUAUUUGAGCUAUUGAUUCUUUUCUAGGGAAAGACAUACAGAUCUCCCAUGUAUUCUAGAACACACUGUUAAUAAUUGAUGAGUGGUAAAUCAUCUACUAGUGUGUUGCCAAUUCUCUACUUAGCUGGUGUACAAGUGCAUUGAGAAAUCCUAGAAACUCUGUAGUUAUUUCCAGAUUUUAACUGAAGCUUGUCUUCUUUUAAAAAGAUGGAAAAGAAAUGUUUGCUUGACAUGACCAGGCCGGUUGAUUUUGAUGUAAUCAAUCAUCCUGAUUUUGGGGGUUUGUUUUUUGGUAUUUGGAAGUUUGCUUGAGUAGACUAAUUCAAAACAACCAACGCAGGUCUGAGUUGGCACUGAAUUCUUAUUAUACAGUUGACAGACUUUCACCCCACCGAACCAACCAAAUGGAUCUUAUCUACGUUUUGCGAACCAAGGUACGUUUUGCCCCCCUGAUAGCAACCUUUACUUUCAGAACUAGAUGAGCAUGCUGUGGAUUUUCAGAUUUUGUAGUGACAGGGCUUUCCAGAGUUCCCUCGCAAGUAGUUUUCCAAAGAUCAGUGCUAAAAGAAUUACGGUCAAAUUAUUGCGCCUUUGCAGCAUAGUACCCUUAUAUGCUUCCACUUUAUCAGUCUAUCCCCAUGUGAAGUCGCAUGCCUGCGUUUGUGCCUGCCUGCAGUUGUGCUCUAGAAUUCUUAACUGAAAAGGAAAAAGGGUGUGUCGGGAAAAAAGUAUAAAGGAAAAUCGCUGUUGCUGCCGUCGUCCAUUCGUCCUGCUUAAGAAAUAAGAAAUGUUCCGCUGACGCAAGCCCGGCCGCCCAAACCCAACCUGUUGUUUGCUCUGGUCCCGCGCCCGGUGAGAGUAACCCCGCAUGAAAAUGCCAGCGCUGCAGGCUUCCUAGGAGGGCCUUCCAGCUAUCACCUUCCAGCUACCAGCUAUGGUCAAGUCUUCUAUAGCAACCAGUAGCAUCUCAAUCGCUUUCGUCCACGAGGGCGCCAGAAUGAACAGAAGGGAUGUUCGUCGACCGUGGUGUUGUAGAAGCAUCUGUGCCGCAGAUUUUCAGCUGGGUACAGGGAGAAAGGAUAUGAAUGGGAUGCCAUCAUGCUAUGCUCAUUGUAGGAUGGGAAGAGAGGGGCGAGGCCACAGCCAAACAUCCGGAACGCCCCGCGAGUGGCCGGCCAUUGCUUGCUCGUGGGGCAAAACCUGCUCUGAGGUUCUAGGAAGAGGGAUGGAAGGGUUUGACCGACGGCUUCUUGAAGCCGGAAGCAGCAGCGCAAGGCACGGCACGGAGCGAUCAGCGAUGAGAUGGGAAUUCAACCAUUUGACCGGGCCACCGGGCAUUAGAAUAAUAAUAAAGGGUGGUUAUUUUGGUCUCGGACGUGGGCACUGUCUCAUGGUCAUGGGUCUGCAAGAGGUGAACAGGUCCACAACUGUUUCACGGGACUUUUUUUGUCUGUGACCGGGCAAGAUAUAACACAAGUUCACACUUCAGAUUAGUUGCCGCAGAUCACAGGUUAGGCGCGUCAGUAGAAAUGCCACAGAGUUCAUGGAGCAGAGAACCUGGUGUGGGGGGUACUAGUAGGUGAGCAGGAUAUAAGCAGACGACACAAAAACCCAGUUCAAAUGCGAGGGAGUCCCACCCGUCUGUUUUAUAAGUUGAAGUCCAAGCACCCGCCCCCGCCCCCGCCCCCGGCACACCCUCCACCCGCCGCCGGCCUCCCCGGACAUCCCGAUCCCUCCCCUCCGUGCCUCGGCGGAAUCUCCCCGUCUUCUCCUGCAAGCCCAAGCCCAUGGCGGGGCCUUCGCUCCAUGGCCGCCGCUCCAUGACCGGCCUCGCGCCCCUCCUGCUGCUGCUCGCGUGCGUCGCCGCCUGCUCCGUCCCGAGCGUGCGCGCCCAGGCCAUGAUGUACACCGGGCCCGACGCCGGCGGCGGCAGGGAGAUCACCAACUUCUCCUUCCCCGGGUUCGAGCGGGACCUGCUGAAGCUCUCCAACCUGACGUUCGCGGGCAACACCAGCAUCAACCAGAACUCGCUGCAGCUCACCCCGGACAGCCUCAACGACCCGCAGAAGUUCCUCGUCAACCAGACCGGCCACAUCUUCUACUCCACGCCGUUCGUGCUCUGGGCACCCAACGCGUCCAACGCCACCGCGGACGGCCGGCACGUCGCCUCCUUCUCCACGGUCUUCAAGGCCAACCUCUACCGCGGCGCCAACACGAGCGUCAAGGGGGAAGGGCUCACGUUCGUCGUCGCGUCCGGCAAGGACGGCGGCCCGCCGCCCGGCAGCUACGGCGGCUACCUCGGCCUCACCAACGCUUCCACCGACGGCCUCCCCUCCAACCAGUUCGCCGCCGUGGAGCUCGACUCGGUGAAGCAGUCCUACGACCCGGACGACAACCACGUCGGCCUCAACGUCAACGGCGUCCGCUCCACCGUCGCCGUCCCGCUCGCCCCCUUCGGCAUCGAGCUCGCGCCCAGAGACACCAACGCGACCAACGACGGCAGCAACUAUGUCUGGAUCGACUACAACGGCACGGCGCGGCACGUCUGGGUGUACAUGUCCCCGAACGCCGUCAAGCCAGCCACCCCCGUGCUCAACUGGUCGCUGGACCUCUCCGCGAUCCUCCUGGGGAGGAAGGGCUACUUCGGCUUCUCGGCGUCCACGGGCGUGGACUACCAGCUCAACUGCAUCAACAUGUGGAACAUGACGGUGGAGGUUCUCGAGGACGACAGCAUCCCCAAGAAGAGCCUGUCCGGUUGGAAGCUCGGGGUGGCCAUCGGCGUGCCGUGCGCCGUCGCGCUGGCGCUGGGGCUGCUGGCCGGCCUGCACUUGAUGAAGAAGCGGAAGAAGGUCGGGGACGACCCGAGCUCGGUGUUCAACAACGCCCUCAACCUGAGGAGCAUCCCGGGCGUGCCCAAGGAGUUCGACUUCAAGGAGCUGCGGAAGGGGACCGGCAACUUCGACGACAAGAUGAAGCUGGGGCAGGGCGGGUACGGCGUGGUGUACCGCGCCACCGUGGCCGGGGACAACGGCCAGAGCGUGGAGGUGGCCGUGAAGCAGUUCUCCGGGGCCAACACCAAGGGCCAGGAGGACUUCCUCGCCGAGCUCAGCAUCAUCAACCGCCUCCGCCAUCGGAACCUCGUCAAGCUCGUCGGCUGGUGCCAUGACAACGGCGUGCUGCUGCUGGUGUACGACUACAUGCCCAACGGCAGCCUGGACCGGCACCUCUUCGGCGGCAAGGACGCCGCGACGCUGGACUGGAGGCAGCGCCACACGGUGGUGGCCGGCGUGGCGUCGGCGCUCAACUACCUCCACCACGAGUUCGACCAGACGGUGAUCCACCGCGACAUCAAGCCGUCCAACAUCAUGCUCGACUCCUCGUACCACGCCCGGCUCGGCGACUUCGGCCUGGCGCGCGCGCUCGAGUCCGACAAGACCUCCUACACCGACAAGAUCGGCGUGCCGGGCACCCUGGGGUACAUCGCGCCCGAGUGCUUCCACACGGGGCGCGCCACCCGCGAGUCCGACGUCUUCGGCUUCGGCGCCGUGAUCCUGGAGGUCGUCUGCGGCCGCCGCAUCUCCUGCAGCAACCCGGCCGGGUGCAGCCAGCUGCUGGAGUGGGUGUGGCGGCUCCACGGCGCCGGGCGCGUGCUGGAGGCCGUCGACCCGCGCCUGGCCGGCGCGUACGACGAGGAGGAGGCCGCGCGGCUGCUGCUGCUGGGCCUGGCGUGCAGCCACCCCAACCCGCGGAAGCGGCCCACGGCGCAGGCCAUCCUGCAGAACCUGCAGACGCGCUCCGUGCCGCCGCUCCCCGUGCCCGCGUCCAAGCCGGUGUUCAUGUGGCCCGUGCCGCUCGCCGACGGGGAGGUGGAGGACGAGUACGGCGAGGAGCCGCCGACGUCCAUGUCGCACAGCGACGUCACCAGCUCCUCGUCGCACUACGCCUACGCGUCGUCGUCGGGGUACACCACCCAGAGCUACCCGGUCACCAGGGACGCCGCGGCCGAGAGGGACGUGUCCAGGGUUUGAGCGAGACCGGGAUCGAGCACGCCGGCAAGGCGGACGGGUCAGCGGCGGCGCACGUGGCCGGGCGGGAUCAAUCAGCUUGAGCUUGGCCCGGUCGGAUUUGGCGCACUGAUGAAGAGUCAGAGGCCGCGGAGCAGGUGGGCAACGUGCCAAAUGAACCAGAGACAAUAAAAACGUCAAACUGGUGCCUGGCAAAAUUGUGGACAGGGUUUUCGUCCUUCACAUUGCUGCUUUGUAGGUAGUCAGUCCUUUUUGUCUGCAGCUGCUGCUUGGUUUUGCUUCCUGGAAGCCAUCACCUCUCUAUAUAUGGCCGUGUGUGUAAAUAGCCGCCAUCUCUGUGUGUUGUCACUUUGUUGGGCAUUUUUACCAUUGGGUGACCUGUCUAUAAUUCGGAGUUCAAGUGCCAACAGGGGCUAGCAUGUGUGUUGUUGGUUCUGAUGAUUUUCGACAAUAAUGUGCGAUGCAGUAACGGUGUUAGAGAGCU
Panicum virgatum (switchgrass) is the source of this 5169-nucleotide messenger RNA. Its product is annotated as probable L-type lectin-domain containing receptor kinase S.5. Gene Ontology annotation, cellular component: plasma membrane. The transcript has 7 exons. The coding region runs from base 2448 to 4688 and encodes 746 amino acids. NCBI's taxonomy places the organism in Eukaryota, Viridiplantae, Streptophyta, Magnoliopsida, Poales, Poaceae. Gene Ontology annotation, biological process: protein phosphorylation. The record is from RefSeq and is a predicted model, not a curated record. Gene Ontology annotation, molecular function: carbohydrate binding; ATP binding; protein kinase activity.